AGCCGAAAACCUGCCAGGGCUCGUUCUGUUGGGUUUCUCCUCGUGUCUGAACUGUUUACCUGCUCAUUUACAUUUAAACAGCCAGGGAGGAGGCAGGGCUGAGAGUUGAGCAACACUUCUUUUCUUCUUUUGUUUUUUUUAAAGCCAGUUAAGCGCCGAGACCUCUUCAAACUCCGCACGGUCCAUCAUUCCACCAUGUUGGUCUCUUUCAUCCUCCUGUGGCUCUGUGUCGUCUUCUUCAUUCUCUGUCUCAGAUGUCAGAGACCCAAGAACUUUCCGCCAGGACCUACUCCUCUGCCGGUGCUGGGGAACUUGUUGAACCUCAGCCUAGACAACCCCAUGAAGGACUUUGAGAGGCUGAGGAAGCGCUAUGGAAACGUCUACAGCCUGUUCAUUGGUCCCAAACCAGCUGUGGUCAUCAAUGGGGUGCAGGCCAUGAAGGAGGCGAUGGUCACUAAGGCUGCCGACUUUGCCGGACGACCCCAAGACAUUUUUGUCGGCGACAUCACCCAGAACGCAAUGGUGCUGGCAGACUACGGCCCUGGCUGGAAGGAGCAUCGCCGCUUCACUCUGAUGACCUUGAGGAAUUUGGGCCUGGGGAAGCAGUCCAUGGAGCAGAGGAUUCUGGGAGAGAUACAGUUCACAGCGGAAACACUGGAGAAGAGCAUUGGUACAAACUUGAGUCCCCAAGUUCUGUUUCACAACGCAGCCUCCAACAUCAUCUGCCAGGUUCUGUUUGGUACACGAUACGACUAUGAUGAGGACUUCAUCAAAGUGGUUGUUCAGUGCUUCAAAGAAAACUCCAAGAUAGCUAAUGGGCCCUGGGCUAUGCUGUAUGACUCCUUUCACAUGAUUCGAAAACUCCCGCUGCCAUUCAUGAAGGCCUUUAAGAACAUUGAGACGUGUAGGAAACUUUCCACCCGCCUGAUUGCGGAGCAUAAGAGGACCAGAGUCCCCGGGCAACCGCGAGACUUUCUUGACUGCUAUCUGGAUGAACUGGAUAGGAGAGGCGAUGACGGUUCCUCUUUCAGCGAGGAUCGACUCAGCCUCUUCGUUCUGGAUCUUCACUUUGCCGGCACUGACACUACAUCCAACACCCUGCUCACUGGCUUCCUCUACCUCAUGACCUACCCCCACAUACAAGAGAGAUGUCAGCAGGAGAUAGACCUCACGUUGGAGCAGAAGGCGCACGUCACUUACGGCGACAGGCACAACAUGCCUUACAUGCAGGCUGUGAUCCAUGAAGUCCAGAGGACGGCCAACACUGUCCCUCUCAGUGUCUUCCACUCUACAACCACAGACACGGAGCUCAUGGGAUAUUCCCUGCCACGGGGCACAUUGAUCGUCCAGAACCUGGACUCGGUGCUGAGCGAGGAGGGACAGUGGAAAUUUCCUCACGAAUUCAACCCUGACAACUUCCUCAAUGACCAGGGCGAGUUCGUCAAACCGGAGGCCUUCAUGCCUUUCUCUGCAGGUCACCGCGUGUGCCUCGGUGAGAGUCUGGCUCGUAUGGAGCUCUUCCUCAUCACGGUGACCCUGCUGAGGAAGUUCAAGUUCAUCUGGCCCGAGGAGGCCGGAGAGCCCGACUACGCGCCAGUUUUUGGGGUGACUCUGUCUCCCAAACCUUACCUCAUGAAGGUACAACUCAGGGCCACACAUUAGACUAUCUGCAGGGACGAAGGAUGUGAAUCCAAAUGGACACAAGUGGCCGAGGAGACGUAAAGCCCACGGAGGCAGAAGGCAUCUUCUUUAUUGUAUGGAUGAAAUGAUCUUGCCAGUGUAGCAUUGUGUUGUCUAAAGGUGGCGGUGAAAGGACAAUAUGUGGGUAAUGCCUCCCCCAAGUGGUAAAACGGUGGUAACGCAUUUAAUAAGGUGUCAUUUUCAAAAACAUGAAAAAUGUGACAAGAAAAAGCUUCAACUCUUUGGAGCGACCUGAUUUCUACACAACACUGGACAUACAACGUGAAGUACAUGUGCUUUUUAAAAUAAACAUGAUA
Molecule: messenger RNA, 1997 nt
Organism: Scophthalmus maximus (turbot)
Lineage: Eukaryota; Metazoa; Chordata; Actinopteri; Pleuronectiformes; Scophthalmidae
Product: cytochrome P450 2F2
Exons: 11
Coding region: 196-1662 (488 amino acids)
Biological process (GO): xenobiotic metabolic process
Cellular component (GO): intracellular membrane-bounded organelle; cytoplasm
Molecular function (GO): iron ion binding; oxidoreductase activity, acting on paired donors, with incorporation or reduction of molecular oxygen, reduced flavin or flavoprotein as one donor, and incorporation of one atom of oxygen; heme binding
Source: RefSeq, a predicted model, not a curated record